This is a messenger RNA of Balaenoptera ricei (Rice's whale), 4303 nucleotides long. It is a transcript of the gene PLEKHG5, whose product is annotated as pleckstrin homology and RhoGEF domain containing G5. Gene Ontology annotation, cellular component: endocytic vesicle; axon; plasma membrane. Lineage: Eukaryota; Metazoa; Chordata; Mammalia; Artiodactyla; Balaenopteridae. Gene Ontology annotation, biological process: Rho protein signal transduction; endothelial cell migration. The record is from RefSeq and is a predicted model, not a curated record. The transcript has 22 exons. Gene Ontology annotation, molecular function: guanyl-nucleotide exchange factor activity. Bases 110 to 3433 code for a protein of 1107 amino acids.
AAGCAUUUCAGGCUGAGGGAUUAGCAGAAGCCAAGGCUCAGCGGUGGAGCACGUCCGAAGAAGCACGUCAGAAGGCGGGAGGCCAGUGGGCGCAGUGGACAGAGCCAGGAUGGGAGAGCAGGACCGGAGGCCCCUGAGGUCACCAGCCUCGGCAGGAGAUGGGGAGCCGCUGCGGCGUUUUGAGGAGGUAUGCCACCACGCCGACUGCCAGCAGCUGCACCGCCGGGGCCCCCUCAGCCUCUGCGAGGCCUGUGACAGCAAGUUCCACAGCGCCAUGCAUUAUGAUGGGCACGUCCGCUUCGACCUGCCCCCCCAAGGGCCAUCAGAAGGACACGAGUUGACUGUAAACGAUGAAACCCAAGUCCACUGCCGUCCCUUUUGUUCCACAAGUUUUUUAACAAGAGAAAAAGUUGGGGACCGGCCCAGCUCGAAGGCAGGCUCUGUCCUGGCUCGGAAUGUGUCCACCCGGUCAUGCCCCCCGCGCACCAGCCCUGCAGUGGACGUGGAGGAGGAGGAGGAGAGCUCUGUGGAUGGCAAGGGGGACCGGAAGAGCACAGGCCUGAAGCUCUCCAAGAAGAAAGCCUGGAGGAGACACACAGAUGACCCAAGCAAGGAGUGCUUCACGCUGAAAUUUGACCUGAACGUGGAUAUCGAGACAGAGAUCGUGCCAGCCAUGAAGAAGAAGUCGCUGGGGGAGGUGCUGCUGCCAGUAUUUGAAAGGAAAGGCAUUGCGCUGGGCAAAGUGGAUAUCUACCUGGACCAGUCCAACACGCCCCUGUCCCUCACCUUUGAGGCCUACAGGUUCGGGGGACACUACCUGCGGGUCAAAGCCAAGCCAGGGGACGAAGGGAAGGUAGAGCAGGGGGUGAAGGACUCCAAGUCCCUGAGUCUGCCAAUCCUGCGGUCAGCCGGGGCCGGGCCCCCCACCCAGGAGCGCGUGGACCCGCAGAGCCGCCGGGAGAGCCUGGACAUCCUGGCCCCUGGCCGCCGACGCAAGAACAUGUCGGAGUUCCUGGGGGAGGCGAGCGUCCCUGGGCAGGAGCCCCCAGCGCCCUCCAGCUGCUCUCUGCCCAGCGGCAGCAGUAGUGGCAGCAGCAGCAGCAGUGGCGGCAGUGACAGCUGGAAGAACCGGGCGGCCAGUCGCUUCAGCGGCUUCUUCAGCUCAGGCCCCAGCACCAGCGCCUUCGGCCGGGAAGUGGACAAACUGGAGCAGCUGGAGGGCAAGCUGCAUGCCUACAGCCUCUUCGGGCUGCCCAGGCUGCCCCGGAGGCUGUGCUUUGACCACGACUCGUGGGAGGAGGAAGGUGACGAAGAGGAGGACGAGGACGACGCCUGCCUGCGGCUGGAGGACAGCUGGCGGGAGCUCAUCGACGGGCACGAGAAGCUGACCCGGCGGCAGUGCCACCAGCAGGAGGCGGUGUGGGAGCUCCUGCACACAGAGGCCUCCUACAUUAAGAAACUGAGGGUGAUCACCAACCUGUUCCUGUGCUGCCUCCUGAAUCUGCAAGAGUCAGGGCUGCUGUGUGAGGUGGAGGCGGAGCGCCUGUUCAGCAACGUCCCGGAGAUCGCGCGGCUACACCGCGGGCUGUGGGGCAGCGUGAUGGCGCCGGUGCUGGAGAAGGCGCGGCGCACGCGGGCGCUGCUGCAGCCCGCGGAUUUCCUCAAAGGCUUCAAGAUGUUCGGCUCCCUCUUCAAGCCCUACAUCCGAUACUGCAUGGAGGAGGAGAGCUGCAUGGAGUACAUGCGGGGCCUACUACGGGACAACGACCUCUUCCGGGCCUACGUCACGUGGGCCGAGAAGCACCAGCAGUGCCAGCGGCUGAAGCUGAGCGACAUGCUGGCCAAGCCCCACCAGCGGCUCACCAAGUACCCGCUGCUGCUCAAGUCGGUGCUAAGGAAGACCGACGAGCCGCGCGCCAAGGAGGCCGUCGUCACCAUGAUCGGCUCGGUGGAGCGCUUCAUCCACCACGUGAACGCGUGCAUGCGGCAGCGACAGGAGAGGCAGCGGCUGGCGGCCGUUGUGAGCCGCAUCGACGCCUACGAGGUGGUGGAGGGCAGCAACGACGAGGUGGACAAGCUCCUGAAGGAAUUUCUACAUCUGGACCUGACGGCACCCAUCCCUGGCGCCUCCCCUGAGGAGACACGCCAGCUGCUGCUGGAAGGGAGCCUGAGGAUGAAGGAGGGGAAGGACAGCAAGAUGGACGUGUACUGCUUCCUCUUCACCGACCUGCUCUUGGUGACCAAGGCGGUGAAGAAGGCAGAGAGGACCAAGGUGAUCAGGCCACCGCUGCUGGUGGAAAAGAUCGUGUGCCGGGAGCUUCGGGACCCUGGGUCCUUCCUUCUCAUCUACCUGAACGAGUUCCACAGCGCCGUGGGGGCCUACACGUUCCAGGCCAGCGGCCAGGCCUUGUGCCGUGGCUGGGUGGACGCCAUCUACGAUGCCCAGAACCAGCUUCAGCAGCUGCGCGUGCAGGAGCACCCAGGCGGCCAGCAGCACCUGCAGAGCCUGGCAGAGGAGGAGGAUGAGCAGGAGGAAGAGGAGGAGGAGGAAGACGAGGAGGAGGAAGGAGGGGAGAGUAGCACUUCGGCGGCCAGUUCCCCUACCAUCCUGCGCAAAAGCAGCAACAGCCUCGACUCGCAGCGCUGUGUCUCGGAUGGCUCCACGGAGACCCUGGCCAUGGUGGUGGCGGAGCCUGGCGAGAUGCUGUCCUCUCCCGAGUUCGAGGGCGGCCCCUUCAGCUCCCAAUCAGACGAGACCUCUCUCAGCACCACCGCCUCAUCUGUCACGCCCACCAGCGAGCUGCUGCCCCUGGGCCCAGUGGAUGGCCGCUCCUGCUCCAUGGACUCCGCCUACGGCACCCUCUCCCCGACCUCCCUGCAAGACUUUAUGGCCCCAGCCCCUACGGUGGAGCCAGCACUCCGGCCCCCAGAGUCAUCACAAGCCCCUUCACCCCCACCCUCGCCCCGCCUCCGCCGACGCACUCCUGUCCAGCUGCUGCCCUGUCUGCCCCACCUGCUCAAGUCCAAAUCUGAGGCCAGUCUCCUCCAGCUGCUAUCGGGGGCCACCACCCAUGGAGCGCCCCCAGCCCCUAGCCGCAGCCUGUCGGAACUCUGCUUGGCUGCUACCGUCCCUGGCACCAGGACUCAGGGUUCCCCUCAGGAAGCUGGGCCCAGCUGGGAUUGCCAGGGGGCACCAGGCCCUGGCAGUGGCCCCGAGCUGUCAGAGCUGGAGGGUGGAGCCGGCUGCCCAGGUGGGGAGCCCAAAGGACCCACCAGGAGGAGCAGAGAGCUGUCCUCGGGGGCCUCGCCCAGGGUCCAGCCUGAGCCCCCCCCAGGGACCUCUGCCCAGCACAGGAAGCUGACGUUGGCCCAGCUCUACCGAAUCAGGACCACCCUGCUGCUUAACUCCACCCUCACUGCCUCGGAAGUCUGAGCAGAGGGAGGCUCCCAAGGGUGCCACUGACCAAGGGACAGCAGACAGCACGCCUCCUGGGGUGUGCCGGCCCCUGCUCCAGCUGCCGCCUUAUGUGUGCACGAGCCGGAGUGCUGGGCAGGACCCCUGCCACCGCCCCCAGGGCCCAAUUUGCACUUUGCCAGACUGGAUGGAAGUGGAGGAGGGCUCAGCAGAGGCCCAGGCCCAGGCUGCAGGACCCCCUCACAGUUGUCACUGUCACUAACCUGCCUGUGCCUCUGCCCCCCAGCCUAGGCAGGGUCCCUUGCCCCCUACUCCCUGAAGUCACCAGCUCCUAGCCUCUGGGCUGGGCUCCAGGGCUGGGAUCCCAGGCAGCCCUUCCCACCUCCACCCUCAUCUGGCCCCAAAUGGGACGGUUCCCGUGCCCUCACCUCCCUCCCUCCCUCCCACCUACUCACCCACCUAGUCCUUGGGUUGGGCUCUGUGUAAAGUUGCAUAUUUAUUGAGCGUUUGAUUCUUUUAUAAAGACUUGUAUAUACUCCACCGGAAAAAGUCCUUUGCUUUUGGAACGCCCCCCUUUCGGGACUCAGGUGCACUUGGGCGGGACUCAGGUGCACUUGGGCGCCUCCCUGGGCUCCUGCCCCCUCCCUCUGGUGGGGCCCCGCUGGAAGAGACUGUGGGAGAAGUGAAUUAGUGGGGCAGAGAUCGCCUGACCUGUACUCCCAAGAUCAACCCCUGUCCCCUGCCGCAGACAUGAGGUCCACCACUAGAGCCCCUCACGAGGUGCCCUCCCCCACGUGGUACCUUAGAGGGCCCUGCCCUGAGCCACCCCUCUGAGCUUAUGCCAGGGUGGGCCAUGGUCUCAGGCUCUGCUGAGAGUGCCCCCUAGGA